AGAUAACUUUCUUACCUCGAAGGCAGUGGAUAGAAAAGGAAGCUCAGUCGAUCAAAAGUAUUAUGCAAAUGUUUCCAUGUCUCAAAUCAAAGCCAAUGCUUAUGAGUGAAUUUGAACGAAUCACUGGAGAAGGGAUGGUCCUAGUUGCUAUGGGCAGAUGGGACUUAUUGAUGAAAGUGCUGGGAUGCGAGCCCAACAACAUAGGUGAAGAAGUCGAAGCUGUUCACACGAUGGAGAAAGAAGUCAUGUCUCUGAAAAUGAAGAAGAAGGGAAUCAAUUCAAUAAUGAAGAAAAUCACGUCAUCUGGAGAUGGAGAAGAAGACAUUUUUACAGUUUCUCCAACAGUGACUGUUUUGGAACAAGUUGAAAGGGCAGCGAGAAUCAUCACACUGAUCGGUGCUGAAAAGACCCUUGUCGCUAAAUUGUCAGAGCCAGAACAACUUAUGGCAAAGACACUGACAACGUUAUUGGCUAUCUACUAUGUCUAUGACGUGAGCUACCCAGAAGAACAUUACUCUUUCUUGUGCCUGAUGCAAGAUGUCCUUUUGAGGGUCGCUGACAAAAGUUCAAGACCAACACGAACGAGGUCUUACGCUGCUUACCUGAUCAACGAAAUGGAUGAGCUUGCGAGUCAACAAGGACACUAUAGUAGCUGACUCUGUAACAGUUUGUUUUGCUUUAAAUAGAAGGUUGUGUUAUAGUCAGUUGGCUAUCAAUAGCAAAUUUGUGAAAGAAUUUUUAGUAGAUUGGAAGUGUAGAAAUAACACAGUUGGGCGUGUUGAACAACACACCUUCAGCAAAUAACACAUGUGUAGUGUGUUAUUUUGGGCUUUAAGGAAAUAACACGCCUUUGUGUGUUAAAAUAACACAUUUGGAAGUGUAGAAAUAGCACAGUUGGGCGUGUUGAAACAACACACUCAGCAAACAACACAUGUGUAGUGUGUUAUUUUGGGCUUCAAGGAAAUAACACGCCUUUGUGUGUUAAAACAACA
This is a messenger RNA of Corticium candelabrum, 992 nucleotides long. RefSeq lists its product as uncharacterized. The transcript is spliced from 3 exons. The record is from RefSeq and is a predicted model, not a curated record. The coding region runs from base 63 to 656 and encodes 197 amino acids. NCBI's taxonomy places the organism in Eukaryota, Metazoa, Porifera, Homoscleromorpha, Homosclerophorida, Plakinidae.